AAAAUUCAAAAAUUAAGAUAUUUAUUUGACCCAUGUUUGACCAUUAUUAGUUGGGAAAAUAGUUUUUUAAAUAGUAAAUUUUAGGAGAACGUGUGGUCAAAAGUAAAAAUAGAGAUUGAAAAUAAUGUCAGGGGCUUAUUGGUCAGAUUAUUGAGGUCUUCAAAAGCUAUCCUAAUUCAUUGCCAUCAUCCGCCUCACUCCAUAAAAUUCAGAAAAUCCAAUUCCACAUCAGAGGAUAGAAUCCUGAUCGACCAAUGAGAGUAUUUCCAGCAGAUAAUCCCAUUUUACCGUCCACGCACGCAUUAUCUGAUUGCCAGUCCCGCCAUAAACACACACCACACACGUCCACCUCUAUCACAUAAUAAAACCCCAUCACCGAUCUUUAUCGUCUUGAUUUGCUGUCACAGAUAAGCCAGUUGCAAACAGAAAUGGCCACUGUUAAUUCUGCUACUGUCUCUAUUCCAUUAUUCACUGGCCUCAAGGCUGGUGGUUCAGCCUCAAAGGCCACCUCAACCGCCAAGAUUCCCACCGCCGCCGCUGUCCCUAAGCUCGCCGUGAAGGCCUCCUUGAAGGAUGUUGGUGUGGUGGUUGCCGCCACGGCUGCCAGUGCAAUGCUGGCCAGCAAUGCAAUGGCCAUUGAGGUGUUGCUUGGUAGUGAUCUUGGUGAACUAGUUUUUGUUCCUGGAGAUUUCUCCGUGACUCCGGGGGAGAAAAUUGUUUUCAAGAACAACACUGCCUACCCCCACAACGUGGUGUUUGAUGAGGAUGAAGUACCGGCCGGAGUGGACGUGUCUAAGAUUUCCAUGGACGUAACUGAGCUUCUGAAUGCACCAGGGGAGACUUUCUCAGUGACAUUGACUGAGAAAGGAACAUACAGUUUCUACUGUACACCUCACAAGACUGGUGGCAUGGAAGGCAAAGUAACUGUUAACUAAUAUGUACUUAUUUUCUAAGUUAUCAAUGGUUUGAUAUUAUCAUUUUUGUAUUUCUUUAUCUGAGUUAAUGAAAUUGUAUUACGAAUAAGUUUAAAUCA
This is a messenger RNA of Olea europaea var. sylvestris, 1033 nucleotides long. Its product is annotated as plastocyanin-like. NCBI's taxonomy places the organism in Eukaryota, Viridiplantae, Streptophyta, Magnoliopsida, Lamiales, Oleaceae. Gene Ontology annotation, molecular function: copper ion binding. The transcript has a single exon. Bases 429 to 935 code for a protein of 168 amino acids. The record is from RefSeq and is a predicted model, not a curated record. Gene Ontology annotation, cellular component: chloroplast thylakoid lumen.